AUAUUUUUAUAUAAUUCGUGUAUUUAUUUUUAUCACAAGCAACCCCUCGUAUUAUUGUAACAAAAAAAAAAACCCUCGUAUUAUAAAACCAGCAUAAAUUCAUGCAUACUUAGACAAAAAACAAAUCCCAUUCUUCUACCAAAAAGCAGCAAAACAGGUGGAUCUUAAUCCUUCAAAAUAACAUGGAGGAUCCUAAUAAUGGUCAAUAUGCUUCUCCUCCGGAUGGGGGACAACUAAGAGCUGUGAAAAGCAAUGGCAUAACUAAGGGGGUGAACACAUAUCAUACAAGAGUAAACAACAUACUCAAAUAUUCCUCCGUUCAAACUACCACCUCCUCUCCUAUCAAUCUAGGUCCCUCAUCGACUCAAGUUACCUACCACGAAACCACAUAUGAUCCUUCUUCUGCGACAGCUAUCAUUUUAGAAAGUGAGAAUCCUUCUUAUGGAGCAGCUAUCACUUUAGAAGUUGAGGGUCAAGACAUUAAUGUCGUAAAAGAGCCCCAUACUACUUUUGGUACCGAAAAGUCACGAGGAUUUGUUAACAUUGUCGAAGAUGGUGAUGAUGUUGCUUCCUCCUUUGAUGUCAUCCUCAAACUAUUGGAUCCCACACCAUCAUAUGUGUUUGAUGGGUCUUCUUCUUCGACGAUUGAAACCACUCCCGACAAUCAUGGGGUUGUGAACCUUUUCAGAGAAAUAAAAGAAAUAUUCUCCAAUUCUACUAAUGUGAGCUCCUUCGACCAGACCACCACUAUUAGGGUGCACUAUCUUGUAGAGAAACUUCGACCCCUUCGUCUUCAACUUCAUGGGGCCAACCAAGAAGCUUUUAUUGCAUUUGAAAAAUUCUUUACCUCUUUGGAGGCCAAUACCACUCUACUUGCUGUGAUACCUACCCAUGACCAUGUCACUACCUCCAUGAAUGAAAUUCGACGGGAAGCUUUGGCGUCGAAAACAGCUGCAGAAACCUUGGUCGAGACAAGGGAUCAAAAGAGGCAUGACAUUUCAAAUAGGUCAAAUAAGAUAGACUUGCUUGAACAUCAAUUGGCUGAACUUAAGCAAGCACAAAUUGAUGAUACAAAUGAAAUCAAUCGGAUAUCCUCAAAACUAGCACAAGGGAUGGAAGUCAGCAAGGCUGUUUUUACGAGAGUAGUGUCCGUUAAGGAAACUCUCGCGGCACUUUCCUUCAGCUAUAAUAGGGCCAUCGCAGUUCAUCAAGAGUUGGAGACUUUGCUCACAGAGGCGGUUCGCCAUGCUUCUAUAUAGCCUUUAUCAAUUUUUGAUAUUUUUUCUUUCAAAUUUUCAAGGAGGAAACCCACUUGGGUUGGUGCAUUGGUAUUGACUUGGGACCUAGGAGUGUGCUCCUCUUGAGGUCUGAGGUUCGAUUCUCUCUAGUGCUAAUUUGGGUGGGCUAAUUUAACUUCUUUAAAAAAAACUUCCAAGGAGGAUGCAAAAAGACCCCGAUGUCUCUCUUUUUGGUGUGGUGCCCAUGGGUUGUUAGCUUGUGGUUGGUUGCUCCGUUUGUACUGCUACUUCGGUGUUGCUUUGUUGUUCCUACUCGGGCUUUUAUAUUUGUAGAUUUGCUUUCUUUAUUGUUGGUUGUUUCUUUUUGUUCUCUUUUUUUAGUGUACUCUUUGUCUUUUGAUCUUUGAAGCUCUUUAUUUAUAUAUAAUUUAUUUGCCUUUCAAGCAAAAAAAAUUAGUAUCUUAAUUUUUA
Trifolium pratense (red clover) is the source of this 1709-nucleotide messenger RNA. RefSeq lists its product as uncharacterized. Bases 183 to 1259 code for a protein of 358 amino acids. Lineage: Eukaryota; Viridiplantae; Streptophyta; Magnoliopsida; Fabales; Fabaceae. The transcript is spliced from 2 exons. The record is from RefSeq and is a predicted model, not a curated record.